Molecule: messenger RNA, 3930 nt
Organism: Chara braunii
Lineage: Eukaryota; Viridiplantae; Streptophyta; Charophyceae; Charales; Characeae
Source: the annotation of a GenBank genome assembly
GCGGAGAAGAGAGGGGAAAGUGUCGCCAAGAGGAAUGUGGAAUCACCCACCAGUCGAUCGAGCGAGCAAAGAGUUGGUGGUCGCUGUCCGUGCGCCACGCGGAAAGGCUUUUAUGCCUCCGCACGCCACGUGUUGUGGCGGCCAUCGAGCGCGCACAGGACACGUCAUAGUCUCUCCGUCCUUCUUGAUGGUGCAGGGGCAUUAGGAAGAGUUUCUUUCUCCGGGACACCUUCAAUAGUCUCUGUUUUGCGCCAAGAGCAAAGUGGAGGACGAGGAGGGGCAGGGGCGAGGCUGCGGAAGACGAGCGAAGUAUGCUUGCCUUGUUUUCUGUUGCGUGACACGUGUCUUGGAUAUCUAUCAUUGGCACUGAAACGCCCAUGCCGAACGUUGUCUUUUCGUGACCCUCUGUCGUCGAGCCGUGAGCGUCCAUCGACCUGUAGGGUAGGUUUUCGUUGUCGUCUUGGCGGACUAGUUGGGGUGUUCAGGCCCCCUUCACUCCGAAGCGAACGGAGGGCCGUCCCAGGGUUUGCUGGGGCUUGCGCGAAGCGUAAGCAGUGGGAGGAGGGAGGUGACGAGGCGCGAGGGGAGUAUAAGAGGAGAGGGAAAGAGAGGUGAGGAGGCUGAUGUGGGAGGAAGACGGUGACUACGCGUCGGCGCCGUAAACGGCAGGCAAGGUAGGGAUGGUGGCGUGCGAAAAUCCAAGCAGGGAACACACAAUCAGGGAUGACGUUGGCAAGGAAAGGUGAAUGCAUGCCGACUGCGAGUGAGUGUUGGACGAAGCAUACGUUUCGUGGUUUUCGGGUCAGGAAGUGACAUGUGGAGCGCGUUGAAUGCCGUGUGUUGGAGUCUUGAGUCUUGUGACGUCUUAGGGUAAGGACCAACAUAGUGGGGGGGCGGGGGGGGGAGGGGUGGAGAAGAGAAAGGAAGGGGAGGAGGGAGAGUGGAGGGAAGAGGGAACGACGGUGAAAAGCGGGGGGAGCGAGGGGAGUACGGAGGAAGAAGAUACAUCCACGUGCACCGCCGUGAAUCAUGGAUUUUGUGAAGGUUUUCGAUCAGACGGUGCGACAAAUCAAGCGAGAGGUGAACAAAAAGGUCUUGAAUGUGCCGGAAAUCGAACAGAAGGUUUUAGAAGCGACGAGCAAUGAACCAUGGGGACCGCAUGGCGCCUUGAUGGCAGACAUCGCUCAAGCCACCCGUAAUUUCGGCGAGUAUCAGAUGAUUAUGGCGAUUCUCUGGAGGCGGCUGAACGACACGGGGAAGAACUGGCGACACGUGUACAAAUCGCUGACGGUGCUGGAGUACAUGGUGGCACAUGGGGCGGAGCGAGUGAUCGACGAAUUGAGAGAGCACUUGUAUCAGAUCAAGACACUUGUCGACUUUCAGUACGUGGAGUCCAGCGGUAAAGACCAGGGAAUGAAUGUGCGUAAGAAGGCCCAGGCGGUGAUCUCCUUAGUGAGCGAUAGAGAGAAAAUCCGCGAAGCGCGCCAAAAGGCAGCCUCGAAUCGGGAGAAAUACAGGGGUUCGGGGAGUGGCAUUCAUCGCCCGGGAACGUACGGGUCGGCCGACCGAUAUGGAGGAAACGACCGCGACGAGGACCGGUACUACCCGGGCUAUGGCGAGCGGCAAGGGGAUCGGGAUCGAGACCGGUUCGAUAAGGGAAGCGGUGGGGACCGGUACGGAGAAGGCGGCGAGAAAUAUCGGAAGGAUGACGAACACGACGAUCGGGACAGAGGGGCAAGCCGUGGCGGCUUCGGGGACCGCGAUCGCGAACGAGACCGCGACACGGAAAGAAGAGGGGGAGACCGCUAUGGAGACCGGUACGACGAUGAAGGGGCCCCGGGAUCGCGACCUCCUCCCAGUUAUGAUGAGGUGCGGGGCGGAGAUGGUGCUGGAGGUAGAGGCGGAGGCGGGGGCGGCGGCGGAUGGGUAGACGAUCACGAAGGGGGUUCCGGCAAGGAGGGAGGAGGAGGAGGAGGAGGAGGAUCUCUAGCGGCCGCCGUGGCACGUGCUCAGAGAGGACAAGGCGGUCAGACGGCCGGGGGGCGACCCGACGGUGGCGGGUCGUUUUUCGCCAAUGAACGGGGUGAUGGAGGCGAGUUCGAUUUUGACCCUCGCGGAAGAGCACCCGAGGGUGGGGGAGAGGAAGAGGACUUCUUUAGGGGAACUUCCUCCUUGGGAGCGGCGAAUGGCAGCUCCGCUGGCGGAAGUAAGGGGCCAGCAGGGGUUCCUAAUGCUGCCGAGGAUUUGUUUGGGGGGUUCCAGUUUCAAGCGACGCCUGUUCCAGGCGCGGGAGCGACGGGGUCCGCCGAUCCAUUCGGUGGGAAUGGACGUGCGGAAGGCGGCGGAGAUGCAAGCCUCUUCGGUGGAGGAGGCGGUGUUGUUGACGGCUUCGCUGCUUCAUUCGACUCUCCGCCGGCCGCUGCCGGUCCUUCAGGUGAUGGCGGCGUGAGCGGUUUCGACGCGGCUUUCGGAGGAAGCGCGUUCAGCGCGUUUGACGCAACGUCGAACGCGAGCGGCGGAGUAGGGGGAAGCGCUGCGGCAACUGGAGCAGGUGGUGGGGAAGGGCUUGCCUCUUCCGCGGACCUCUUCGGGGGCGGCGGCCGAAGCGGUGUGGCGGACCCGUUCGCCGCUCCUCCAGGCCAACGGCCGCCGCCAGGCAGCAUGGGUGCGGAUCCUUUCUCUGCGCCUACGACAGGGGGAGCUGGAGCUGCCGCUGCUGCUGCAGAUCCUUACGGCGCGGAUCCGUUUUCCGCCGGCGGCCCGCCGUCAUCGGGCCCCUUGUCAGGUGGUCGCACGGGUGUCACUCCUUUGGGCAUGUCUGCGGCGGCUCCCGGGGAUCCGUUUGCUGCCGGUUUACCGCCAUCAUCCGGUCCGUCCUCUGUGGGUCGCACGGGUGUCACUCCGUUGGGCAUGUCUGCGGGGCCCGUGGAUCCGUUCGGCGCUCCCGGGCCCAUGUCAUCGGGGCCGUCCUCGGUCGGUCGCACAGGCGUCGCUCCUAUGGGCGACGCCAGGCCACAGCCGUCGCAAGGGGGGGGUGUCGAUCCCUUCGGCCUCUCUGCGUUCGAAUCCGCUAUGCCGGCUACCACAGGGCUGAACUCCACGCCACCUACCAGCACCGGAAGCGUGGGGUCAGGCUCGGCAAGGAAACAAUCAGCUUUACUUGCUUCAACUCUGAGCACAGGGCUAGUUAACCUCAAUUUGAAAGCGGCAACGGAGAACCCGCUCUCCGGUCUUGGUAUCAAUUUUGGGGAGUCCAGCUCUCUGAUCGAGAAAGAGAAAACGGACAAGACGAUGCCCGUGAGCAUGGGCAGAGCUAUGGGGAGCGGGACCGGGCGUGGUGUUGCCGGGGCGAAAACGCUCGUGCCCGGAAGCUCGGGUAUGGGAGCGGUAGGCGUGGGAGCAGGGAUGGUCUGGUAUGGACGCUCUGAGAACGGCGGAUUUGAGAUGUCCCGCUUGAUGAAUCCGAGCUGCAGCAAGUCUUGAACCCGCGCAGGAGGCAAUCCGAGAACUAGUAACGUCCGGUUCGACUCUGGGCUGGAGACCCACACUGAGAUAGGCACUAGCUAUUCGUAUCGUAUCUAUUUGGAAGAUGUACAGGGAAUUUCAGCUUACGAGGUAAAAAGGGACCAAGUAGCUUGGGUGUGUGCCAGACGAGAACUUCUUGUGUUGCUGAAUUUGCGAACGGCGAUGGGAUGCUGGGGACAGUCUUUAUUUUCGUUGUGCAGGUUGUCCAGUUUUAUAUUUUGAGAUUAUUGAAUAGACAUGGUUUCAUGCGUCACCCUAUGUCGCGUAGGUCUCCUCACUGAACUUCCAGAGCAUUUUCCUCGACUCGAGAGCGUCAAUACUCUCAGAAAUUGUGCUUCGGGGAAGGGGGGGGGUGGUAUGUGUUUGUGAGGAUUGGGGUCUUAGAAAUAAAAUUUGGGGGGUGUG